UUUGAGAGCGGUUAUACAACUGCUAAGCCCAAUUCCCAAAGUUGACCGGGACCUCAUUUUCAAAGACUCUGUAGACAUUUAAUUGCUCAUGCACAUGAUGAACAUAGUAUUUUUCAUUUAUUUGUUUCUGACAACAUUUACUCUCCGGUCCAACCUCAUUAAUUUCUUUCCGGUUCCAACGCUUUUCAUUUCUUCCUUUGCAGCCACAUUUUCUCUAUCACACACACAAAAAAUGUCCAUAGCUAACUUACCUGAUUCCGCAAGCGGAGUAAUUAGCCUCAGAUAUGGUAUGGCCAUUAUCAUUGGCAUUUUGAUACUCAUUUCUCUUAUCAUGUUUGCUUCCUACGCUUGUCUUCGUCUCAAAUUAGCUGCUUCUUCUAACACUGAAGACUUCACACCUGCAUCUUCCAAUGGGGCUAUAUAUAGUUACUUCCUAGGAUUGGAUCAGCCCGUUAUAGAGUCAUUUCCCAAAGUGGUUUUAGGUGAAAGCAAGAGAUUGCCCAGUCCAAUUAAUACAAAUCUAUGCGCUAUUUGCUUGUGUGAGUAUUGUGCGAAAGAUUUGGUUCGUUGUAUACCGGAAUGUCGACACUGUUUUCAUGUAGAUUGUGUUGACGAAUGGUUGCGGAAGAGUGGGACUUGUCCAAUUUGUAGGAACUCUCCAGCUAAUUCUCCAUCUGUCGGUCCAACUUCGACUAUGCCUAGUAAUAUUCCUCUUGCCCAAUUAGUACCCUUGGCUUAUUAUCAGAGAUGAUGUUGUUGCAAAGGUGUAGGUUUAAAUUAAAUAGUAUAUAUAGUACUUCUUGUUUUGAAUUCUGUUUUCUUAUUACAAUUUGUGUA
Messenger RNA from Nicotiana tabacum (common tobacco), 837 nucleotides. The record is from RefSeq and is a predicted model, not a curated record. NCBI's taxonomy places the organism in Eukaryota, Viridiplantae, Streptophyta, Magnoliopsida, Solanales, Solanaceae.